CCCCUUCCUUCCUUCCUUUUUCUUUCUUUCUUUCUUUCGUUCUUUCUUUCAUUCUUUCUCAUCAUCCCCUCCUGUGUCUUUCUCAUUUAUUCAAAAAAAAUGUAUGGAGCACCUACUACAUGGCAAGCUCUGUCCUAAGUCCUGGAGAUCAAGUGGUCCAUCUGCUUCUGGAACUCUCUGCCCUUGGCUCCCUGCUUCUAUUUCUCCUCAGGACGAGAGCCUCCUCCUUGCCCUCUGUCUCUGCACCCUCUGUCUCUCCUUUCUGCUCCUUGCAGCGCCCUGUGUGUCUGUCUCUCACGGUUCUGCCUCGCGGUACCCGGAUCAAGUCUCUCCCCCCCCUCCUUUCUCCCCCCAAACUUUGGCCGGCCGCCGGGCGACACCACGAGUUAUUUCCCUGCUAUUUCCCGACCCGGAGCUCCUGGCCCCCGAACAACUGGUUUCCUCUUGGAGUCUGGGAGGAGCGGAGCGGAGCCGGCAGAGAACCAGCCAGGACCAGGGUAGUGGCGAGGGCAGGGGUGCCCGGCCCGGGACGAGCACUGGGGUGGGAGCCAAUCUGAGAGUCUGGAGUAGGGAGCGCCCCGAAGGAGGCCAUAGAGCGAGCAAGCUGCCCCGGGAGCCAGGAGGGGGACCACAAGAGGACCUCGGCGUCCGGGCUCCCCGUGCCAGCGCCAUGAGGCCGCUCCUCAUCCUGCUGCUCCUGGGCCUGGCGGCCGGCUCCCCCCCGCUGGACGACAACAAGAUCCCCAGCCUGUGCCCGGGACACCCCGGCCUUCCAGGCACGCCAGGCCACCAUGGCAGCCAGGGCCUGCCCGGCCGCGACGGCCGUGACGGCCGCGACGGAGCGCCCGGAGCUCCGGGCGAGAAAGGCGAGGGCGGGCUGCCGGGGCUGCCGGGGCCCCGUGGGGAGCCCGGGCCGCGAGGAGAGGCGGGGCCGGCGGGGGCGACCGGGCCUGUCGGGGAGUGCUCGGUGCCCCCGCGCUCCGCCUUCAGCGCCAAGCGCUCUGAGAGCCGGGUGCCUCCGCUGUCGGACGCGCCGCUGCCCUUCGACCGCGUGCUGGUGAACGAGCAGGGACAUUACGACGCCGUCACCGGCAAGUUCACCUGCCAGGUGCCCGGGAUCUACUACUUCGCGGUCCACGCCACCGUCUACCGGGCCAGCCUGCAGUUCGACCUGGUGAAGAAUGGUGAAUCCAUUGCCUCUUUCUUCCAGUUUUUCGGGGGGUGGCCCAAGCCGGCCUCACUCUCAGGGGGAGCCAUGGUGAGGCUGGAGCCCGAGGACCAGGUGUGGGUGCAGGUGGGCGUGGGUGAUUACAUUGGCAUCUAUGCCAGCAUCAAGACAGACAGCACCUUCUCUGGGUUUCUGGUGUACUCUGACUGGCACAGCUCCCCAGUCUUCGCUUGAUGCCUACUGGGAAGUGAGCUCACCCAGUGUUACUCCUGCAGGAGGCCGCUGUGACAAUGACAGCCACAUCAUCUGGGAGGGCUGGCCCCCCGGAAUGUUGUGAACAAGCAGAGAAGUGGGGAGGGGGGCUCUGCAUCCUACUGCAGGCAGGGCACGGGGACAGAGGUGGUCUGAGAUCUGGCUGGCAGGAAAGGGCAGGGGCUGGAUUUCUGCCCGAGACCAAAGGGGUGUGCUGUGCCGGCAGGUGGGCAGGUGUGGGUGUGCUCUGGCCCAGGACCCCAAGGUGGGGUGCUCUCCUCUUUGUCCUCUGCUUCUCUGCCCCCUCCCCCACCCAGUCCAUCCCUCCUGCUCCCAGGGCCUACCCUUUUCUCAGAGAUCAUUCAAUAAAUCUACAAAACCCCC
Choloepus didactylus (southern two-toed sloth) is the source of this 1804-nucleotide messenger RNA. RefSeq names its product C1q and TNF related 5 (gene C1QTNF5). The record is from RefSeq and is a predicted model, not a curated record. Bases 104 to 1402 code for a protein of 432 amino acids. Gene Ontology annotation, molecular function: protein binding. NCBI's taxonomy places the organism in Eukaryota, Metazoa, Chordata, Mammalia, Pilosa, Megalonychidae. The transcript is spliced from 3 exons.